Messenger RNA from Diaporthe citri, 888 nucleotides. RefSeq lists its product as uncharacterized. The record is from RefSeq and is a predicted model, not a curated record. Bases 1 to 888 code for a protein of 295 amino acids. The transcript is spliced from 2 exons. NCBI's taxonomy places the organism in Eukaryota, Fungi, Ascomycota, Sordariomycetes, Diaporthales, Diaporthaceae.
AUGGAAUCCAUCCGCGACGCCCUGCAGCCCGUCCUGCAGCCCAUCACGCACAACCUGCCGGCCCCGAUCCGGGACCUGGGGGUUUCGCUGAUCGGCGACAAGUGCUACUCCUCGCUAGUGCUGGACAUCGACGUCGCCGACGAGGGGUGCCUGAAGCUCGCCGUGUCCAAGGCGCUGGGCGUGGGCAUCGUGGCGGCGUCGUCGGUGGUCAAGGUGCCGCAGAUUGUCAACCUGGCGCGGUCGCGCUCCGCGUCGGGCGUCAGCUUCCUCUCGUACCUGCUCGAGACGUCCAGCUACCUCAUCUCGCUCGCCUACAAUGUCCGCAACGGCUUCCCCUUCUCCACCUACGGCGAGACCGCCCUCAUCCUCGGCCAGAACGUCGUCAUCACCGUCCUGGUCCUCAACUAUAGCGGCAGGGCCGGCUUCGCCGCCCUCUUCGUCGCCGCCCUCGCCGGCGCCGUCGGCGCCCUCUUCACCGAGGGCCUGCUUGACGCGAAGACCAUGGGCCUCCUCCAGGCCGGCGCGGGCACCCUCGGCGUCGCGAGCAAGCUGCCCCAGAUUCUGGCUAUCUGGCAGGAGGGUGGUACCGGCCAGCUUAGCGCUUUCACGGUCUUCAACUACUUGCUCGGCUCGCUGGCGCGCGUCUAUACAACACUGCAGGAGGUGGACGACAAGCUGAUCCUAUACAGCUUCGUCGCGGGCUUUGCACUCAACCUCGUGCUCGCUCUCCAGAUGCUGUACUACUGGAACCAGCCAUCCGCCAAGGCGUUGGGAAAGCGGAAAGAGAAGGUCCCGCAGCCCAUCGCGGCGUCCGCCAACAACACUACGGGCUCCUCAACUGCCACUAUCACUCCGAAGAAAGCGCCGACGACGCGCAGGCGAGGAUGA